AUGGCCGAACCAUCUCCAUCCUUGAAUGGCGAUGCGACUGGGGUUGAGCAGAUGGCAAAUGACCUCUUCAAAAUUUCAUUAACGGAGCAAAACAAGGCAGAUUUGUUCGCAGAUGCUUUAGAUCGACUGGCCUGUACUCACGAAGAGGCCGAGAUUACCCUGCACAACCUCCAAGCUUGGGCACCGGACGUUGCCAAGUCAUUCUCAAAGCGAACUUCAAGCACCAUAAUUCAAACACCCUUCCGAGUAAUUUGCUCAAAGCAGCCGGUUGAGAACCGAAUUGGAACCGCGACGGAACCCACUCCUCAGCGUAUGCAUCCGUUCGACGCUGGCUUUGUCCUCAGACAAUACCUCGCCAUCAGCUACAGCUGGCAUAACUCGGAAUGGCCCGCCGCACCCUAUUCGGCGCCCGCUCCUGGCAGUAUUUGGCCCAUUGGCAGACGUUUCGCAGAAGCCAUCGUAUGUGAGCGUGGGCAUAUACGAGAAGGUAUAUGGAUGGAUCAGAUCUGCAUCGACCAAGAAAACAACAGCGAGAAGCAGCUUGCCAUCGCGUGUAUGGAUGUUGUCUACAGGACAUGCAGAAAGCUAGUGGUUCUUCUUGAAGAUGUUGAACUUACAGAGGAUGAAGCUGAACUGUGCCGAAAGUAUGAGGCCUUCGCCUAUAAACUUGAUCACCGGCCGCAGGACACCACGGAAGCCGCUCUGCUUAUAUCGUUGCAUGACAAAGUUGCGGCGGCUCGAUGGUGGCAGCGAUCUUGGUGCUUUCACGAAUUCGUUGUUGGUGAGCCAUGGAGCGACAAGAGGCACCAAACUGUCCACAAUACUGUGUUUGUGAUUGGCCUCGGCGAGACAAGAACUCUGAGGGUGGAGUGGUCGACUUUGCAUUCCAUCUUAGCAACAGUCACUCUUCAAUUAGGCCAUCGAAACGAACACAGCCAGUACCUUAAUCCAAUUCUUGCCGGCUUUUCAAACCGGACUUCUCCCCUUAUGGAAAGCCGCCACCCUCGAGCCGGGGCUCUGGUUUCUAGCUUCAUGGCCCGGUUCAACGCCGUGUGUCAGACAGCGUGCACAAUGCCCGGCGACAGACUUUCCGUAUGCAUCAACCUGAUUGGAAUUGGUCUGGCAUAUUUUCGGCAGCAUGAGCCCACCGAGGACGAGGUGUACCACCUUGCUGUGCUGCUGUCACUAGCGGCAGGAGAAAAGGCUGUUUUGUCGUUCGUUAAUUCAGAGCCGCUCAAGAUUGCAGGGAAGCUGUCAUGGAUGAAUAGAUCCAUCGCGGCAGCUGAUACGACACUGGACAAGUUUCCUCUUGGGAAAGUCCAAGGCAUCCACAAUAUUUCUGUGGACCAUUUGGAACUCGACAUGAUGUUUUUUGCUGGCUCAUUUACAGGGUGCAGCGAAGAGGAAAUUAACGCAACCCAUAGGAUCUUCCCGGGCGCUAUCAAGAGCACUUUGCCCCCCCUGAAAACAGAAGCGAUGAGAAUGCCAGCAUUCCGUACCGACGAAGAAAUGGAAAUGCCACGUCGUCAGUUUUUAGCUUCAAUAUUGGCGGGCGGGACGGGUCUUGCAAAACGUAUCUGGUCUCAACUUCAAGGCGAAGUGAUUCGUUGGAAAUACAACACCGGGAUCUUUGCAGACUUUGAGAUCAACGACGACCUCCGAAUACCCUCUGAAGAGUUCCAACGGGCUAUACAAGAGAGACGGGGAGACCAGGAGGACGCGUACUCCAUCGAAGCAGCUCUCGGUCUGAUAACAUGGAUCACCGACCCGCGGUCGAUCUACUGGAUGUCUGCUCCUAUAGCCCGAAUCAAAUCUACAAUGGAGGGAGACGUUGCAAUUCUCAGUCAAUUCCUGUUGACGCAGAAUUUCAAUGCAGUCAACUCUGAAAGUCAGCUGCAAGUUGCCGUUCCAACCGACCUGAGUCAACCAGCAUUCGUCGCAAGUAACAGCGGCAUCGAUUUCUUCUCACAGAAUCUUGCCUCAAUUUUAGAUGGACAGUUCGACUCCGAGUUCUGGAGCAAGCUCGUCUUGCAACUAUCGCACUCCGAACCUUCAAUUCGACACGCGGUAUCCGCCAUCAGUCUCAUCUAUCGUGACGUCGAGUCAUCUUUGCAGCAUCCGGCAGGCUUUGUUAAUGCCAACCCCGAGGCUCGGAAAGAAUGGAGUAUUGCAAUUAAGCUUUUGUCAGCGCGGAUUGAGACCAAUCCCAGCUCUAUCUUGGUCCCUUUGGUUUGCUGUCUUCUAUUCACGUGCAUUGAGUUCCUCAGGGGCAAUGCCGAAUCUUCCAUGAUUCACAUUCAUAGUGGUUUCAGCAUUCUAGCGCCUCUCCGCCACAACGAUGAAGGAUCCCAAGAUUCCACCUCAAGGUUCUCAGCUCAGGAUCUCAACGACAUCGAAGAUUACAUUGUUCCAAUGUUCUCGCGUCUUAGCGUACUAUGCUGUCUCGCUGGGAGGGUUACCCCAGCGAUAUACGCACAUUCGGAUGAAGGAGACUGUCCUCAUAAAGAUCUUGAUAAUGCCAGACGGCGACUCUUCGACAUAUCAGACACCUGCAUCCGUUUCAUUCGCGCAACCGGUCCCAAAGCAGAUGCAUUCCAGAUUGGCAUCGACGACCUUAUUGAACAGGCGAAACUUCAAACAAAACUAGACGCCUGGCACAAGCGACUAGAGGACCUGCUGCAGCGGAUUCAGACUACCGGUAAACCCGUCAAGCAGGACGCUGUCAACAUACUCUUAGUAAAUUACAAGGCCAUUUACAUCUGGACGCGAGUCUGCACCACAUCUCAAGAAACGGCCACGGAUUCUUAUCAAGCCGACUUCGAAGAACUGAUACAUUAUGCGGAACAAGUCAUUAAGCCCAAGGAGGAAAUGGCAACACCGCAACUUCUAUCUUUCGACGUGCAACUGUUAGGGCCUCUGUUCUACGCUGCGUUGAAAUGCCGUCAUGCCGCAGUGCGAGGGCGAGCUUUGGAAUUGUUGCGGCUGGCACCUAGACGAGAAGGUUUAUGGAACGCCCAUCACGCGUACCUCACAGCCAAACGAGUGAUCGAGCUGGAAGAAGAACAUCUAGACCGACACGGAUUGCCAGACGAGACUUCCAGACUCCAUGGCUUGCCUCUGCCUGAUGACGAGUCACGGAUCUACAACGUAUGCGAGCUGCCAUUUGACUUCCGGAAGUUUGAUCAAAGCAUUGUGCCUAGCCCGACCUAUCCAGGCACGCUUGAAGCAAUGUUCCAGACCAAGCCAUGGGGCCUGCUAGGGGAGUUUCAGACAAUCACAGAAUACAUCAAGCUAUAA
Molecule: messenger RNA, 3297 nt
Organism: Colletotrichum gloeosporioides
Lineage: Eukaryota; Fungi; Ascomycota; Sordariomycetes; Glomerellales; Glomerellaceae
Exons: 2
Coding region: 1-3297 (1098 amino acids)
Source: RefSeq, a predicted model, not a curated record